AUGGAGCCAAACGCGAGAGAAUCAGAGACACCAGAGUCGCCUGUAACUCGUGUGAAUGAUUCAACCGAAAUCACCACCCAACAUGCAAACCAACAGGAAGACACCCCGCAGUCCCAAAUCCCUCCCGCUGAGCCUCAUCCCGAAGUAAAUGAACCUCUCGUAUCCGAUCCGGUCAAAGACAAAUCCAACAAAACAAAGCCGUCUAUAUGGAAGCUAAUAUCAAAGUUCUUUAUCUGGGAGGUUUUAGCCAUGCUUUUGUCCUCAGGGCUUUUGGUCGCCAUCGUGGUAGUCUUGGCACGCUAUAAUAACCGUCCUCAGCCUACCUGGCGGCUUGUGUCAUUGAACUCGGUGAUAUCUUGGUUAAGCACUAUCUCGAAGGGUUGUGUGUUAUUCUCUGUCAGCGAGGGAAUCGGUCAACUCAAAUGGGUGUGGUUCGCGCGAAAGAGCCGACCUUUGAUGGAUUUGGGUACCUUUGAUGGAGCUAAAAGGCAUUUCGCUGCCUUGGGCAGUGUGGCGGUUAUCCUUGCAAUUGCCUUUGACCCUUUUGUUCAAAACUUGAUACAUUAUUACCCUUCACUUAUUGCCGACCCCUUGGGAACUGCAAUAGUGUCGAGUAACUCGUUGUUGGACGCUUUGGGCCCCCCAUUGGAUAGAGGAACAUACUAUCUUGACCCGGCGAUCAAAGCCAACAUCUACAAUUCACUAUUCGACAGUGAGUCAUCGACAUGGUCCACUCCCAGGUACACAUGUAGCUCGGGCAAUUGUACCUGGGAUCCAAUCGCGACUAUAGAAAUGAGAGCGAGUUGCACAAACCUAACCAAUCAACUGCAAACCAAGACCUCCAAGAACUACAAUACAUCCAUCACAACCACCGCUGUCUAUCUUAAAGGACCCACCGGUAAUGUUUCCGCAAAUUAUCAGGUCGACACAAAAGACACAGCCCAUUCAAUGUGGGGCAAUCCAGUCAUCAUAGCGUCGAAUAAGCCCGCUUUUGUCUACAAGGACAGCAUGAUAGACCCCAUCCAAAUUAUCGCCCCAGACAGGCUACCGGCAGCAGAAACAUGGGGUGACGAAACUUUACCGCAGCCUAAAUGGCAAGCCUUCGAAUGCAACAUCGCGCCCGUUGUGCGCAGUUUUCGCGCAGGAGUUACCCGGGGCGAGUAUCACGAAGAGACACUAGCCAUCUGGACCAACGGAUCUUACGAAAGCUUCGUUGGUGGUAGCAAUUACAACUUCAAGCCGCCCUGGGGACUAGAUCUGGGCGUUGAGCCGAACAAACAAUUCACAUUAACCAAGCGGUCGAUCAUGUCGAUACGAUCCUUCUUCACUGGGUUCUUUCCAGGCGGAGCAGAGCUCACUCCGUUCGGGUUCAAAUUCAUCGAGACAGGCAUUUCUUUAUACGCAAGUCACGACUUGAUGCAGCUUAUUGCACUUUCGAACAUCACCAACUGCACGACUCGGACGACCGAGAAGCUGCAUUGCGCUAUGGAUAAUGUUGCUUUGGCGAUGACGAAGGCUAUUCGAGAUUCGAACUCUUCAUCAUCUCCUAAUUUUACCACCACCACCGGCCAGGCAAUGAUAGCCACGACCCAUGUCACCAUUCAUUGGCAGUGGAUUACACUUCCAGUACUGGUUUGGUUAUUGGGGCUUAUCACCUUAUUAGGUACAAUGUGGAAGACUCGCAGAGCUGGGAUUCCUACAUGGAAGAACGAGACAAUGCCAAUACUGUCUGUGUAUAGAGAUGGUUCGAAUGAGAAGCCGCAGGGUGAUCAAGUGCUGGAAACUGACCGAGUGAGGUUUUACGAAAGCGAGGGUAAAAUGGUGCUGUCGGGAUAA
This is a messenger RNA of Penicillium soppii, 1836 nucleotides long. RefSeq names its product DUF3176 domain-containing protein. The transcript is spliced from 3 exons. The record is from RefSeq and is a predicted model, not a curated record. The coding region runs from base 1 to 1836 and encodes 611 amino acids. NCBI's taxonomy places the organism in Eukaryota, Fungi, Ascomycota, Eurotiomycetes, Eurotiales, Aspergillaceae.